Molecule: messenger RNA, 1885 nt
Organism: Asterias rubens (European starfish)
Lineage: Eukaryota; Metazoa; Echinodermata; Asteroidea; Forcipulatida; Asteriidae
Product: uridine 5'-monophosphate synthase-like
Exons: 11
Coding region: 102-1541 (479 amino acids)
Biological process (GO): 'de novo' UMP biosynthetic process; 'de novo' pyrimidine nucleobase biosynthetic process
Molecular function (GO): orotidine-5'-phosphate decarboxylase activity; orotate phosphoribosyltransferase activity
Source: RefSeq, a predicted model, not a curated record
UUUUCCCUUACAUUUUCACUCGGCGUCCGUAAACUACAGACGGUACCAGUUCACUUUCUUUGAUACGUCUGUGGAAUUUCUGAGGUUGAAAUUUGAAAAAAAUGGCGGACACACGUCUCGAUUCGUUGAUACUGAGGUUGUUUGAUGUCGAAGCUGUGAAGUUUGGGUCGUUCACGUUGAAAAGUGGCAUACAAUCUCCCGUGUAUUUUGACCUGAGAGUCAUGGUUUCCUACCCAGAAAUAAUGGCAGAGGUUGCUGAGCUUCUGUGGGAGGCAUCGAUCAAGAGUGGCGCAGAUUUCAAAGUGGUUUGUGGGGUGCCAUACACAGCACUUCCAUUGGCAACACUGAUAGCUGUAAAUCACAAGAAGCCAAUGGUGAUCCGACGCAAAGAAGCCAAGGACUACGGGACAAAAAAGAUGAUAGAGGGCGCUUUCCAGCAGGGAGAUUAUUGUCUAAUUAUUGAGGAUGUAGUGACAACUGGUGGGAGUGUAUAUGAAACGGCUCAGUCUUUAGAAGCUGUUGGUAUGAAAGUACGUGAUGCAGUGGUGCUACUUGAUCGAGGCCAGGGUGGAAAUGGCAGGCUAAAACAACAAGGAAUCAACUUACAAAGUGUUAUAACCCUCCCUAAGGUGCUUCAGGUCCUAAACCAUCAUGGGAAAAUCAGCUCCAGUGUCAUGGCCGAGACAGAGCAGUUUAUUGUUGACAAUACUUUCACAAAUGGUGCAAAUACACCGACCCAAGUACAACCAGCAGCAGCCAAGAAACCUCGCAUGCAAAUGACGUAUGAGAAUCGUGCUGAGUUAUGUCAACAUCCUGUUGCUAAGCAACUCUUCUCCAUCAUGGCCGCCAAGAAAACCAACCUUGCCUUCUCAGCAGACCUCACAUCUUGCCAGAAAGUUCUUGAGUUUGCAGACAAAGUCGGUCCUCAUAUUUGCCUCCUGAAGACGCAUGUUGACAUCCUUGAGGAUUUCUCGGCAGAGUUUGUCUCAUCGUUAACGGCGCUGGCUGACAAACACAACUUCCUCAUAUUUGAAGACAGGAAGUUUGCAGACAUUGGCAACACUGUCAAAUACCAGUAUGGUUCCGGACUCUACAAAAUUGCAGACUGGGCGCAUAUUACUAAUGCUCAUGCGGUACCAGGACCUGGAGUCAUACAGGGGCUGAAAGAAGUGGGCGGGGCCAAAGGGAGGGCAUGUCUUCUACUUGGGCAGAUGAGUUCAUCCGGGAACCUUGCGACUGGCGAAUAUACAAAAGCAACUAUAAAGAUGGCGGAGGAUCAGGCAGACUUUGUGAUAGGAUUCAUAUGCACCUCAGGAUUGUCGUCUGAUCCAAGAUUUAUCCACAUGACACCAGGGGUCAAAUUGGCAGAGGGCACUGAUUCAUUAGGUCAGCAAUACUUGACCCCUCAGAAGGUCAUCGGACAGCAAGGAAGUGACAUCAUCAUCGUUGGACGAGGGAUCUAUCAGGCAGAUGACCCUGUUGAAGUGGCUAAGAUGUAUAAGGAGGCAGGUUUCUCUGCUUAUAUGAGCCUUCAUUCUUGAAGAUUUCAAUAAGUUGUUUAAUGAACUCAUUGAUAAGCCUGGGUGACAAGUGCGACUAGUGUCUUAGCCGCGACUAAUGCUGGCCGAGUCGAAUCGCGACUAUCGUUUUUCGAUUCCUUGGUUAAUCCUGAUGCCACGACUACUACAAAACAACAUGGUUGAUCGUGCCGCUAGACUACUACAACAAUAAUCACAACUACUACAAAAAUAAUCACGACUACCUGGUUGGUGAACCAGUUGUGUUGCUGACGACUAUUACCAACAACAUAUACUUAAAGGCAGUGGACACUAUUGGUAAUGACUCAAAAUAAUUAUUAGCAUAAAACCUUACUUGGUGACGAAUA